This is a messenger RNA of Musa acuminata AAA Group (dessert banana), 1158 nucleotides long. RefSeq lists its product as uncharacterized. The transcript has 3 exons. NCBI's taxonomy places the organism in Eukaryota, Viridiplantae, Streptophyta, Magnoliopsida, Zingiberales, Musaceae. The record is from RefSeq and is a predicted model, not a curated record. Bases 151 to 783 code for a protein of 210 amino acids.
GGUUAGCGGAAGAGGGUAGAGAGCGGUUCUCUUAUCUCUCUCUCUCUCUCUCUCCGUCUCCCACCCCCCGCGCCCGCCCCUCUUUGUGUGGCUUCCUAGGGUUUCGUCUUCGAUCGAUCCGUCCUGUCGAUCGCGGUCUUCCCGGAAUCGAUGGCGAGGAAGCGGAAAACGGAGGCGACGCGACUCGAUGAGGUGGAUCGCACGCUGUAUUCGACCUUCUGCAGCGCGGCCAACUCGCUCUCACAGCUGUACACGCAGGCCAUGAACCAGCAGAAGAUAUCCUUCCAGGCCGGGGAGCGCCAUGCCCUGGAGAAGCUUUAUGAAUGGAUCUUGAGAAAACACGAGGAAGGGGGACGGGUUACAGUUGCUGAUAUAGUUACCCAUAUGCAGAGUGAGAUGGAUUAUGCUGGAGAAGAUGCAUUAGUCUCCCCAAGAUCACCAUUCCAACAUCAAUCAACAAUGCAUGUUACAAACUCUGGCAUCCAACCAACGUCUGGUAUAUUCGGGCAGCCAACAGUCGGACUUGCCCCUCGUAGCGGUCACUCUGAUCAAGCCAAAAACUCUGUUUUCUCAAAUGCUCUUUCCAGCCCUGUACGCAGGAGCCUUCAGCCAUAUCAUUUUGCUCAGGGAGGUGGGUUUUAUGGAAAUGGUGUCCUCCCAAGUGGGAAUGCAGAAUCUAGGAACCACCAUGAUCCAAAUGAAAACCGUGGUACAAAUUCUCUUGGUUCCAAUGAUUCAUCCAUGGACAUUCACACCGAUAGCCGGCCUCAUGAAUCUUAUUGACAACUCUACCAACCUCAUGCAUAUCUAGUUCAACCACUGCAGCCUCAAAUCUCUGAUCUGCAACAUCCAAGUAAGAUAUAUCAAUAAGGGCUGAGUUCUGAAGAUGAGCUCUCCGCCUGUCCUGCUACAUGAUGCAUCUGGCAAUUGGUGCUGGCUAUAUUAUAAAUCGUGUGCCAUUAUUUGCUCGUUACUCUAUUGAUCUAGUCAUCUUUUUCUUUUCUUUUUUUUUCUUUUUGUUUUAAAUGGACUCGCUAUUUAUGUUGUCAGGUGUGAGAUUUAUUUUUGAGUCUGGUAAUUGCUUUGUACAUGAAUGGGAGAUUCAUGUACAAGAUGGAUGUAUGUUGUUAAUAAUUGAUGGCUUGCUAUUUCACUUUA